Molecule: messenger RNA, 1389 nt
Organism: Linnemannia hyalina
Lineage: Eukaryota; Fungi; Mortierellomycota; Mortierellomycetes; Mortierellales; Mortierellaceae
Source: the annotation of a GenBank genome assembly
AUGGGCGACUCGACACAGUCUCCCCUGGCCAUGCUGGUCCUGGUCACCCCCUACACCAUCCUCUACCUCGUCAACCAGUUGUUCUUAAAUGGCAUCCUGGACAAGGUUCACUAUGUGUUCUUUGAACUCAUUUUUGUUCUCGCUUUCCGCAAGCUGUUCGGCCUACCUGAUCUGAGCGAACGACUCUUCCCGGCCCAGGUCGCUGUACAGUCAGCCGAGACUCUUCGCCCUGUCAAGACUUCGUUGGCCAACGGAACCACCAAACUUGCCCUUGUCAAUGGAGCUCCCACAAUCAAGAAGAAAGCAAAAAAGGCUGCUACACCCAAGGCGUCAACAACCACGACAACUGAAGGACCGAAGAAGACCAAGAAGAAAAAGGAGCAGCCCUAUGCCAGAGAGCUGAUCGCUAUGGAGAAAAAGUUCAUGGACUACAUCGACAACAAGGACAUCUGGGUCAAGGUCUUUGAGGAAACAUCCCCAGGAUUGAUUGAGGUGUACCAGUUCAAGGACCGACCCAUGUGCUACAAAAUCAUAGCUGUCAUGGACAACACCCCCGCAGUGACCUUCGAUACCCUCUCCGAGGUUAGCCGUCGUUUGGAGUGGGAUCCCCUCUGUGAGGAGGCCAAGGCUCUGACUGAGGUUUCGCCCGGCGUCAAGGUGUUAUACGUCCGCACCAAGGGAAUAUGGCCAACCUCCUCCCGCGAUACCGUUUUACUUGGAGCGAUCAAGGAGCUGGAUGAUGGACGGUACUUUAAUGUCACGUCUUCGAUUGAACACUCGCUCAUGCCCGAGAGGACCAAGGAGAAGAUUGUCAGGAUGGAGAUGGGAGUCGCUGGACAGAUCAUCGGGCCAGAGCCUGGACAGCCCAACAAGUGCCGUCUCGUCCAGUUGAUGGAUGCCGAUCUCAAGGGAUGGAUCCCCGACAAAGUCAUUCAGCUCGUGUCAACAAAGGCUGUGCCUGAAGGAAUCCGCAAUGUCAACAAGAUGAUCCCGGGGAUAUCGCCCUACCAGGAGUCCAAGGCUCUAGAGAAAGUCAUCGCCGCCCGCAAGGAAGUCGAUGCCAAAGCGGCUCAAGAUGGCGAUAAUGGAGUUGAAGAAGAAGAGGAGGAGGAAGUGCACGACCUCAAGACUCAACGCGGCUUGUCGCUAGGAGCGCUCCACAAUACACACAGUAUUAACGGACACGAUAACGGACAUCUCCCCAGCAACAGAUCCAACAAUGCCGUCGAGAGGAAGCGAUCAAGCACGUUCAGGGGGCUCUGGGAGGGUUUUAAGCAGAACCUGGGAUACGGAAGCAGUCCUGUCAAUGCCAAUCGAGUGGUCGUCAUGACCAUUGUCCUUGCAGUUCUGGGACCCACCAUUGCCCGCCUCCGAAGACAGCGACGAUAA